GAAUCACAAGAUGUCUCCGUACAGACCACCAAGCUCAUUGAGGACAUCAUCCGAGAACAAGUCAUCCACAUGCUCAAAACAGCCAGCGACCUCGCCGCCCGCCGCAGCUCCCGCGUCUUCUCCAAUAACGGCCUAAUCUUCCAAGUGCGCCAUGACAAAGCCCGCGCCGAACGUCUCCGCAUCUUCCUUAUCUGGAAAGCCAUCCGCAGAACCGUCAAAGACUCUGACGAAAAAGAAGGCUUCGUCGACGAAGUCGAUAUGGAAGAAAAUGUCGCCGCUCCCACAGACGAUGCACCCGCCGGCGGCAAGGCCAGGCUACCUACCGUCACACUCCCAUGGGACGCGGCAUCCUACUUUUCCGAACAAGUCACCGAGGCGAGCCAGGAGGAUCUGGUGGAUAUCACCAGCAGCGAGGCGGGCGCUGGAGAAGCUGAGGAGGAAUGAUGACCGGACGAGGGAUAUGACCGUUGCGGAGUACGCGACGUGGUCAGAGUACCGUCACGCGUCGCUGACCUACCGCAAGGCCAAGAGGUUUCGAGAAUGGUGCGGGCUAGGCGUGAUUGCAGAGAAUAAGCCCAGUGACGAUGUGAUGGAUAUUCUGGGGUUCUUGACGAGUGAAAUGGUGCAAAACUUGACUGCGCAGGCACUCAGGGUCCAAAAGCAAGAGGCCCUCCUCCUUCUCGGCAAGGGGACGGCGGUAGCUGGGGAAGAGAGGGGCUUGGUGGCGGGCUUGGGUGGGUUAUUCGCUGAACCGGAGGGUCUUAGGAAGGCGGUUGACGUGAGGCAUGUCCGGAUGGCGUUCCAGCAAUUGCAGGGGAGACCGAAGAAGAGUCGGGCGUUGUUGAAUAGGACUCGACUUUCGCAGCCAUCUACGUUGAGACUUGUGAGUAUUGCUCCGUGCCCUGGCUGGGUUGAUGG
Colletotrichum phormii is the source of this 918-nucleotide messenger RNA. RefSeq lists its product as uncharacterized. Gene Ontology annotation, biological process: transcription by RNA polymerase II. Gene Ontology annotation, molecular function: transcription coregulator activity. NCBI's taxonomy places the organism in Eukaryota, Fungi, Ascomycota, Sordariomycetes, Glomerellales, Glomerellaceae. Gene Ontology annotation, cellular component: SAGA complex. The transcript is spliced from 2 exons. The annotation marks the transcript as partial. The record is from RefSeq and is a predicted model, not a curated record.